AUGACCAGCGACGCGAAGUCGAGCCAUGCCUCGCUUUCAGAGAGACUGAAGUACAUUGAGCAGAUGCUCGGGGACUCCGUCAGCAAGCAUGCGCAGGAACUAGCAGAUGCAAAGUCGAAGCUGGACGAUAUGCAUCUGCGUGUCUCUGGAUGCGAGGCUCAUGGAGAUACGCUCAAGAAGGACCACAGCGGUAGCAAGGCCCAGCUUGAGGAAAAGCUCGCAGAGCAUCACGCCACGCUGGCGCAGCGCCUGGACUUCCUGGAGAAGGCCAUGGGGGACUCCUUCGAGAAGCAUGCGAAGGAUAUGGCAGCAAAGGUGGAUGCCGUGCAUAGCCGGGUUGCUGAUGAACGAGCGGCCAGGGAGGCCCAUGGAGCAUCCUUGGACACCCUCAAGAAGGCCCACAGCAGCCUGCAAAGCGAGAAGCUGGCGCUGGAAAAGAACCAUGCCAGCUUGGUUGACCGGGUUGAGAAGGUGCACAGUGCCCUCACCAGCCAGAAAGCGCAGCAGGAUGUCACGCAUGCGUCUUUGAGGGAGCGGGUGGACUUCCUGGAGUCAUCCGUUGGCGACAAUGCUGACAAGCAUGGCAAGGCGCUAGCUGAGCUCCAUGCAAAGAUGACCAACGACACCAAGUCAAGCCAUGCAACGCUUUCCGAGCGGCUGGAUUACGUCGAGCAAAUGCUGGGGGAUUCUGCGGGCAAACAUGCGCAGGAGAUUUCAGAUGCGCGGGCAAAGCUCGAUGAAAUGCAUGCGCGCAUCUCCGGGUGCGAGGCUCAUGGAGAGCACAUUGACUCGCUCAAGCAGGCACACUCCAUGAUCUCUGGCGGCAAGGCUAAGCUUGAGGAGAAGCUGCAGGAACACCAUGCCUCAUUGAAUCAGCGUAUGGACUUCCUGGAGAAGGCAAUGGGCGAUUCCUUCGAGAAGCAUGCCAAGGAGUUGGCGGCGACCGCGGCAAAGGUCGAAGCUGCGCACGGCAAGGUCUCUGAGGAGCGCGUGGCGCGGGAGGCCCACGCGGCUUCGCUGGACUCCCUCAAGAAGGCUCACACCAGCCUGCAAGGUGAGAAGCAGUCACUGGAGAAGAACCACUCAGCCCUGGCCGAGAGUCUUGAAAAGGCGCAUAGCGCACUAAGCAGCCAAAAGGCUCAACAAGAAGUCGCUCAUGCAUCUCUGAGGGAGCGUGUGGAGUUUUUGGAGUCUUCCCUCGGUGAGAAUGCCGACAAGCAUGGCAAGGCUCUAGCCGAGCUCAAAGCCUCACACAACAAGGUCCUGAGUGCGAAGGAGUCGAGUCACGCAUCGCUGACGGAGCGGCUUGCCUACAUCGAGCAGACGCUCGGCGACUCGGUAGCCAAGCAUGCCCAGGAGCUGGCAGAUGCUAAAGCCAAGCUCGGCGACAUGCACUCUCGAGUGUCCAAGUGUGAGGUCCAUGGAGACCACAUCGACUCACUCAAGAAAGCUCACUCUUCCAUGGCCGGAAACAAGGCCAAGCUUGAGGAGAAGCUAGAGGAACAUCACGCAACACUCUCCGAGCGCGUAAACAAUCUGGAGAAGGAGCUGGCGUCCACCGGUGCAAAGGUGGAUGCUGCGCACAGCCGAGUCUCGGACGAGCGUGCUGCCCGCGAGGCCCACGGCGCCUCCUUGGACUCGCUGCAGAAGGCCCACAGCACCCUGCAAAGUCAGAAGACUCAGCAGGAAGCCUCCCACGCCUCACUGAGGGAGCGCGUGGAGUUCCUGGAGUCUUCCAUCGGGGACAAUGCUGACAAGCACGGCAAGGCACUGGCUGAACUCAAAACUUCCCACCAAAAGCUGAUGACCGAUGCCAAGACCAAGGAGACUGCCCACUCCUCGAUGUCUGAGCGGCUCGUGUACCUUGAACAGCUGCUGGGCGAUUCAGCCACCAAGCACGCUCAGGAGUUGGCGGAUGCCAGGGCUAAGCUGGAUGACAUGCAUGCCCGGGUAUCGAAGUGCGAAGUCCAUGGAGAGCACAUCGAUUCGCUCAAAAAGGCUCACACCACGAUGGCCAACGGCAAGGCCGCUCUGGAGGAGCACCAUGCUGGACUUUCCGAGCGUGUCAAGUUCCUCGAGAAGGCGCUUGGUGACUCUGCUGACCGACACAGUGCUGAGCUGGCAACGACCAGAAGCAAGGUGGAGUCGCUCCACAGCCGUCUGGGCAUUGAACAGCAGGAGCGCAGCGUCAACCAGGCCAAGCAUUACUCGCUGGAGGAGCGCUUGAACUUCCUGGAGACAUACUUGGGAGAGUCGAGGGAGAAGCAUGGCUCAAGCGAACACAGCCGCCUGGAUGUGAAGCUUGAGGACCUUCGCGAUCAGAUCCACUCAGAACGCACGAUGCGCACACGGCAGGGCGAAGCCAUCAGCGAGCACCUGGAGAGUGAGAAGAGGGCAAGAGAGGCCUUGGAGGAGGCUGUGGCUCACCACAUGGCCAAUCACAAGCAAACUCUCGAGUCCCACGAGAAGCGUGUGCAAGAGCAGUUUGGCCACGAGCGGGUGGCUCGCGAGCGCCAUGCCGAUCAUGUGGAGGCUCUGGUGAAGCAAGAGAAGGAUGCCCGCGGGCAGCACCACGAGAUCCACACCGAUCUGAUCAGCAAAGAAAGGGCGGCCAGGCAGCAGAUAGAGGAGCUCCUUCAGAAGGAGACCAGUGAGCGCAGCCGCCACCACGAGACGAUCGGUGAACGUGUUCCUCGUCCGCCUCCAGAAGUUUCUUCCACGGGAGUUUGGCCGGCUAGGUUGUGUUGUAACCUCGCUUUGAAGCUUUAUCGAUCCGCUGAACGCUGCUUCCGAAAUCAAGCCUUGUUGGUUUGGUGGUUGAUGUUUUUGGGGCUGCUGGUUUUGGAUUUGUGUUCUUAA
This is a messenger RNA of Symbiodinium pilosum, 2859 nucleotides long. Lineage: Eukaryota; Dinophyceae; Suessiales; Symbiodiniaceae. The record is from the annotation of a GenBank genome assembly.